AGAGUCUGCACCUCCACCCAUCUUGGAGCGUGCAGCUCCAGGAUCAGACACUUUGACGUGGAUGUGGACUUGCAGCAGUGGGAGAUGGGCGUCAGGCGACUGUUCCUUUCACUGUGCGCCACACCGCGUGCGGACGACCUGUUUCUGAUAUGAGCUCAGCCUGCGAAAGUUACCACAGUAAAGAAAACGUGUUCGUGGAUGGCUUCACGUGUCCGAAAGCGGACGGUGACACCACGGCACUGUUCUGCUGCGGCUUCAGUGACUUGAAGUACUGUUGCGAUGACCCCAACAGCUUUUUCCCCUACGAGUAUGGAUACAUGUGGUGGCUGAGUCUGGGAGCUCUUGUGGGUCUCUCUGUAGCAGCUGUGGUUCUUCUCGCCUUCAUCGUCACUCUGUGUGUCCUCUGCUACCUUUUCAUCACCACAAAACCUCGAGGUCUGGAUAAUGGGCUGCCACUCCGAGCACCAGGCUCUACAUCAAGUCCACAAGGACCAGGGCCGAGCCUUAGCAGCGCCCCCGCUGGUCCUCAAGGCCUCAGGAAACACUUCCCGAGGGGGAAACUGGAUUGUGAUAACCAGCCCCCGGAUCCGGACCGCCUUUUCCAGCGUUGUUUCAUGGCUACUGUGACUUCUAUCAACGUUGAGGGUCCUGUGUAGACUGGUGGUGGACUCAUUUUUUGACUGUGUGGAUAAAAGAAUGUUUUCAUGGUGGUAAAUCAGCAGUUGCUGACAAUGAAGUGACAAGAAUUGAAUGCAGAUCAUUUAAGAUGCAUGGCUAUAAUGGCUUCGGAUAGAUGAGAUGAGCUGAGCUGAGUUAUAAUACAUUUAUCAGAGGCAAUUCCAGAGAGCUGUCCCUGAAGUCCUGAGGUUAUUAGAAUCUGUUCUUCAUGCAUUUGACGUUUCUGAGAACCACAUGCAGAACUCAUCACUUGUUUUCAAAAUUAGAUCUGAGACAUAACCUCCAAAUGUUCUCUCAAUUAUGACAAACAACAACAACUCGACAUCAUGGACUUGUUUUUGUUGAACCUCAACAAACAAGAAAGAGUGACUUUGCAGAAAAAAAAACCUUGUGUACUGUCUUGCUGUGCCUAAACUGUGUUGUGCGUUGAAUUAAUUUGUUCUGCUUUCUUCUUGUUUAAAGUUACAGUAUGUUAAUACAACAAAGAACAGACAAAAAAUAUGAAACUUCUCCAACAUUGCAAGCCCACUCCACUGAUUUAACUCAUAAAGGUCUGUUUAUUCAUCAUGAUAUAUUGGAUAUCCUGAUGAACUUUCUCAAAGAUUUUCUAAGAUUUGGUAUGAGGUUUCAGAUUACUAACUGAAAGUCUGUUACGAAGAGGGGACAUGGAGUGUCAAAGACGGUCCGACAAAACACAUGAUGGGAAUUACAGGCUCCAGUGUUUUUGGAGCUUGACCAAAGAUUGUAUAUAAAAUGGCUUCUGUAACUUCUGGGUCUGGAAAGUGAAGCCAAUGCACAAGUGAAUUAAACCUGCAUUCUUUCUAAUGACCAGCAGGGGGCGACUCCACAAGGAUUUGAGAAUUGAAAGAAUUGAAAUCAAUGAGAAAAUUACCCUACUUCUCGCUUUGUUUUUUACCUGAGUACACAUUUUCCAAAUUAGCUCACUAGUUUUAAGUCUUUUUCAAUACAGCACAAUGUUCAUUUUGUAAAUGAUGGUCCCAUUUAGAUUAAAAUAGACGAUAAUGCAGGGUAUCCUUUGGGGAAGGGUACCCAAUCAGGGUAGAGUUGUAGCAAGGAAAUCCAUGGCACUGUGUAUGUUUAUAGCUGUGAACUUGUUUUGUGGAACUUGUGUUUUCUGUGUUUUCGUCUCAGAGCUUUGACUCAUUCAAGAUUUGUUUUCAGGUCAUUAAAGUAAAUUGUAACAUUUUGGUUGCUAAAGUGGCCUAAAACAUUCUGUUUUUUGUUCCCCUGUAUAAAUACAAAGCGCUACACUGUUGCAGGGUUAGGGUUAGGUUAGCUCGAGACCUGUCAAACAAGCCCAUAGGCCUACAUAGGCCUAUUUGCCAUGGAAUUUGGCAGUAAUGGUGGAAAAAGU
Centropristis striata (black sea bass) is the source of this 2053-nucleotide messenger RNA. Its product is annotated as protein shisa-like-2A. Lineage: Eukaryota; Metazoa; Chordata; Actinopteri; Perciformes; Serranidae. The transcript has 3 exons. Bases 150 to 656 code for a protein of 168 amino acids. The record is from RefSeq and is a predicted model, not a curated record.